GGCGCUGGGGUCUGCGUUGGUCGGGAGAGGGGGCGGUGGGGGUCGGGCGUGCCGCACAGUCACCGCGCAGCCCCUCGGUGCUUGUGUCCCCGUCCCCUGUGAGGGUUGCCGGUGCCCCCCUGCCCGGCCCUGCGCUGCCGCCGCUCCCCCGCGGGAUGCGGGCUUGGCCCGCCCCGCCAGUCCUGCCCCCCUAGCCGGCCGCAGCAUGAGCGCGGCGAGCGAUACGUACUUCCUCAUAAAAGACAUAAAACCCGGACUGAAAAACUUAAAUGUCAUCUUUAUUGUGCUGGAGAUCGGGCGAGUCACCAAGACCAAGGACGGGCACGAGGUGAGGUCCUGCAAGGUGGCGGACAAGACGGGCAGCAUCACCAUCUCCGUGUGGGACGAGAUCGGCGGCCUCAUCCAGCCGGGGGACAUCAUCCGCCUGACCAAAGGGUAUGCAUCUCUGUGGAAAGGAUGCCUGACACUUUACACAGGACGAGGAGGCGAGCUGCAUAAAAUUGGGGAGUUCUGCAUGGUGUACUCAGAAGUGCCAAACUUCAGUGAGCCUAACUUGGAACACACUGGGCAGAACAAACUGGUACAGGGUGAACAGAAUAAUAGUUCUGCAUCAAGUAAUAUGGGUUCUUGUACUUUCGGGCCACUGGGAAAUGGUUUACAAACUGGACCUGAAUCAAGUGGAUUUCCAUUUACGUAUAAUCAUGGCCACAGUUAUGCAGGUAGUGGGAGAGGCAAUGGACGAGGACCUGUAAAUCCAGCCCCAGCUAACAGUGUUCAGCCUGUUCUCCCUGCUGUCAGUAAUGGGAGGGACCCACGCAGAGCCUUUAAAAGAUGACUAUGCCAAAUGUGGUUGUACAGCUUGCUUAAACUCUAAACUCUACUUGAACACUUAUUGCACUUUUAUUUAUAGUUAACUGUGAACCAGUUUGUCCUUUGCUGUUUUUUUUACCUUUUGGUCUAUGGAGCAAUGUGAUCGAUUUCUUGUUUUGCUUAGGGAAGCACAGUGAGUCUUCCCCAUAUGUUAAGGGGGUAGGGGGAGAAGGUGGAUGUAAGAAAGUAAGGGUAACGGGUUGAAGAGUCUCAUUUAAAACUCGGUGCCCUUUGCUAAAUGGAAGAAAAUUUCAGUUACAUGUCUGUAUUUUUUGUUUCUGUUGGUCAGCCAUAUAGCCUUAACAGGUCUAUUAUGUCCUGUGCGUGCAUAUGUUGGCUUCCAUUAGGGUUAAUGGGAGUUCUUCGUAUUGGAAGGGAAAUGAGCGGGAAGAGCAAAGAUGCUUUAGUGAACUAGGUGUCCUUGGAAUGAAUAUAGCUUGCAAAAGCAAUAAGUAUAAGGAAAUGGUGGUGCCAGCAACUAGUGGUGUUUCCUGAAUCGGAGAAUGGAUAGCUUGGAUGAAAGUGGAAGACAUAGUGAGUGUCUUGUACCUUGACUUCUGAUUCCAGAAAGGUGUGCGCUGCUCAAAAAUUCUCUAUGAACACCAUUAUCACUGUCAAGGAAAGUGACAAGACACUGAUUUUUUUUGCUUUUGAUAGAAGCUUGGAUAUUUGUUCUUGCUGUGCAUGACAUAGCAGGAGAGGAGAAUCUAAAUUCAGACAAUAUUGGGGAAUACGCUGUUUGUAGCCACUCAUUUAAAAGCCCAAGGUUACUUUGCAGGAGUCUCAGUUUCCAGGAAAGAACUAAUUUCAAAUGCUGUAUUACCCAUCCCUUCAAUGAGGCUGCCUAUUUCUCCUUCCUUGAUUCACUUUUCCAAAUGAAUUAUGUAUUAGAUGAAGCUAUAUAUAUGUGUGGAUUGCAGAGGUACUGGCCAAGCGCACAGCUGCACUUCUGAUGCUGUUAAGCUGCUAAGCUUCCCUUCCUCUGUGUCACAUGAAAUAGGAAUUAUCCCUUCAAGAACACCACCACCACCAUCUCCUGGGGGAAGAUAGCUGUGGUUUGAUUUCCAAGAUCACAAAUGCCUUGACUCUAGGUAAGGGUCCAGUGCCAUAUUUCAGAUCAGGUUCAAAAACAACUCGGAAGCUGAGGUGUCAUACUGGAUUCAUCUGUUUAACUUCUCUUAUAGCUGACCUCUCAAAUAAAAAAUUGCACUAACCAUUUCAAAAACAAAUCUAACUUUCUUUCUGUCAAGCCAUAAAGACUUCAUUGACAAAAGGCUCUUUCUAAAUUGUGAGUUGUUUCUGUGGUUGUUCAUGUUAAUUGAAUUUACUACUGUGUCACUAAUGUUUACAAGUUAUUUACAUUUGAUACUUCUGCUUUUGGUACUCUAUCAUGAGGACUUGUUGAAAAUUGCUUCUAAGUGGCAGAAGUUCCUUGCUUAGUCUGAAAUAAUGAACUUCCUUUUAAAUGCAAGCAGCAGUAACAACAGACUUCUGAAGGGAGGUUUACAAAGCCCCGUGUGCCCAGACACCCGAGGGCUAUUUGCCUCCAGUCUGGGUCAAGUGCUGUCUUGGUACCUGCUUCCAGACAGAACUAGGAAAACUUGUCUUGGACAGAAGAGAGUGGCACACCUUGCGAGAUCACCCAUGGGUGCUGUUAUGGAAGAACAGUGCUAAUGGGUGAACCAGAAAGCGUGCUGCGACUUCUGGGGAAAUGGUGUAAGGUGGCGAUGUGUAGCUCAGGGACUUUAAAUUGCUUACCUAUUUAAAUAAGUCAUGUAUAGUCUAGAUGCAUGGACAACCUCUUAAUGCUGUGCUGCAUUAAGACACUUGAUAUACUUGUGAGAAGGAAGCCAAGAGGACUUCCAAACCUGUCAAGUGUGUAUAUGGCGUGUUCCAGAGGUAAAUGAGAUGUAAGUAUGGUGUGAGACGUGCUUUCCGGUAGUAGCUGUAAAGGUAGCAAGUGAAGUGAUGGUGUGGGGGGGACUUAAUGUUCAUUGGGGUGUCUCCACCACGGAUCUCAAAUCCUGGUGGUCUUGUCUACAGCAUAAAGAAGGUUGAAAUAGGGGGAGAAUCCUGUGUUGGUGUGUGCUGAGGUGCCUGAUGUUUGUAGCUCUAUGCAUUUGAGCUUUUUUGAAGCUAAUAAACUGAAUGCUUGUUCACAAAUUCCAAAUAA
Messenger RNA from Falco peregrinus (peregrine falcon), 3043 nucleotides. RefSeq names its product nucleic acid binding protein 1 (gene NABP1). Gene Ontology annotation, cellular component: SOSS complex. Bases 206 to 835 code for a protein of 209 amino acids. Gene Ontology annotation, biological process: response to ionizing radiation; mitotic cell cycle checkpoint signaling; double-strand break repair via homologous recombination. NCBI's taxonomy places the organism in Eukaryota, Metazoa, Chordata, Aves, Falconiformes, Falconidae. The transcript is spliced from 6 exons. The record is from RefSeq and is a predicted model, not a curated record. Gene Ontology annotation, molecular function: DNA binding.